AUGGCUCUUCAACUCAGCGACUGCGGUUACGAGAAGAAAGUUGAUUGGGAAGACAGCUUGCUCAAUGACGAACGAGAUGCAUUCCUUGUGGAUGAAUUACAUAAUCUACUCUCUUCUACCCCGCGAAUAAUGGUCAAGCUUUCGAUUAUGUUACUUGCCCUGUCCGGUCUUUUGAAUAUCUUGCUGUUGAUCUUCAUCGGCCAACAAUACUCACAGCGGGGGGCAUCAAACCCUAUUUUUCCCCAUUCAAUCUAUUCGCCCAUUCAAGAGGCACUCCGUUACAAGGAGGUCCUUUUCUCCAGCGGCUUCGGUAACGAACGAACAAAAUAUAUGGGCAACUCUACGGCCGCAGACAAAGCCUGGUACGAACUCUACCCUAGAACGGUACUGCGUAUCCCAAAAGCCUCGGCAGACCAGCUGGUAAAUAAGACGAUCCCCAUUGCAGGUAGCGAGGACCAAUUCCCCGUUCUCAUCAGCGUUUUCCAUGAGCUUCAUUGUCUAGAUUCCAUCCGCCAUCUCUAUUAUGGUCACGUUGAGAGGUUCAGUGAGGACCCAGUGAUCAACAAAGCAAUCCUCGCGCCCGGUCAUAUUGACCAUUGUUUUGACUCACUGCGACAGACCAUUAUGUGCAAUGCUGACAUCUCGCCCAUCCCUUAUCAAUGGGUGGAGUCUAGGGGGAAGGCCUUGGGUUCUCUGGGUGUACUGCACACCUGUAGAGAUUAUGAUGCACUUUUAGAGUGGGCAAUGCAACCAGAACAUGAUAUUGGUGACUGGGAUGAGACCGUUAAGCCCAGUACCAUUCCUUGA
Aspergillus tubingensis is the source of this 807-nucleotide messenger RNA. Its product is annotated as oxidase ustYa family protein. The transcript is spliced from 3 exons. Gene Ontology annotation, biological process: mycotoxin biosynthetic process. Bases 1 to 807 code for a protein of 268 amino acids. NCBI's taxonomy places the organism in Eukaryota, Fungi, Ascomycota, Eurotiomycetes, Eurotiales, Aspergillaceae. The record is from RefSeq and is a predicted model, not a curated record.